Molecule: messenger RNA, 1431 nt
Organism: Folsomia candida
Lineage: Eukaryota; Metazoa; Arthropoda; Collembola; Entomobryomorpha; Isotomidae
Exons: 3
Coding region: 247-1431 (394 amino acids)
Source: RefSeq, a predicted model, not a curated record
UUCUUCAAUUUAACUUGCAAAAUGGUUAACUGUUCGUACCACUGUGUGCUUGAAUUAUUAAUUAAGUAGGUACAUAUAUCCAGGCAAGAAUUAAGUACACACAAAACGUUCGAUCCAAAUUAUAUCAAUAUCCACGCUAGAUAUCUGUAAUUUAUAUGCUGUACAAAAUACCUACAUAGAUACCACGUUGAGAGGAAUAUUUAGUCACUAAAUACGCAGACACCAUUGACGUCAAUCUUGACAACAAUGUACUCCUCAUAUUUUCUCCCAAUUUUGAAACAGCAUCUCAGAAUGUGUUCUUUUCUGAAAGGCCUCCCCUUUGAAUAUGAUGACGAAACGGGUCUAGUCGUAAAAACCAGGUGUCACGGCACAAUUAUAAUUUUCAAAUUGCAAUGCCUCCUCUCUGUUCUGUACUGCUCAGCCAUGUUUCUCAACUUGGUUAUCGGGCCGUCAACUCUGAUCGAAAAAUUGAAGGGGGUAAUUUUCUUUCUGAUGUAUUUCAACACAACGAUUGCUCGAUGGAACUACUCACUCGACCCGACGCCGAUCCAAGUUAUCAAUUCGUUCCUCAAGUAUGAGGCGACUACAUUGCGAGGUGCCCAGAGAUCCAUGCCACCAUCACGAUCUGCCCUCGCAAUGACGCUGUACAUGCGAAUUGUCGAAAUCUCAAUAAUUUUCAUACCUGGAAUGCUCAUCCUAAUCUUAUCGUAUCAGCCGUGUCUGCCCCCGUUCAUUUUGUCCAUGUCGAGAAGUUGUGAAUCGACAUAUUUCACACCUUGGACAUGUUGUCACCGGGUCAGAAAAUUGAUGAUCGUAGGCGUGCACUUGUUCGAAACUUGGAUGGGAUUGCACAUCAUCGUUUCAGGGUAUACUUGGCUGGGUUUCGCACUCUUUGCAGGAAUUACAUGCAUCGUACAUUACUUCAGGAUACUGGAAAGGGAAGCUUGCGCAAUCUUCAAUUCACGGGAUUACGAGGAAUGCAUCAGCUUCUACUGGCAGAUUCAAAUCCUAGAGAAAAUUUUGAACUCAUUCUUGAGUGCUAAAAUCGUCCCGAGCACGAUUCUAACGCUUCCAUUGCAUCAGAUUAUUGCUCAAUACGUUUGCAUCAAACUGCACGAUGAGAUCCCGCUGCCGGGAUUUGUCGUCUUUCCGAUCAUCUUGUUAGAAGUGCUGGUAGUCAACAUUUUGGUGUUCACAUUGGCCUCAUGGGUGCAUAACUCGUCGCAAGAUAUCAUUCAAAAGUUGGGCGGAAAAUUGAUCUGCCCUGGACGAAAUGUCAGGUUGAGAAGAAUGAUCAAGGCGUGUGCCGUCCUAAAGGUCAAAUUCGGGUCAAACUUUGUAGAUAGAGGGACACCGCUAGUCAUUCAGGACUUCUGCUUGGGACAAACCUUGAACUUAAUUUUGAUCAAGGGCAAGAAAACUUAUGGAUAA